Messenger RNA from Fusarium musae, 183 nucleotides. RefSeq lists its product as uncharacterized. The coding region runs from base 1 to 183 and encodes 60 amino acids. The record is from RefSeq and is a predicted model, not a curated record. NCBI's taxonomy places the organism in Eukaryota, Fungi, Ascomycota, Sordariomycetes, Hypocreales, Nectriaceae. The transcript is spliced from 3 exons.
AUGUCCAAAGACGCGGACGUGAACCUCAAGAGAGACACUGCUGUUGCCCUGCUCAAAGAAGGCGCUGAUUUCACCCUAAAGAACAGCGCGGAUGAGCUAGCACUUGAUCUGGCACCAGAUAAAGAAGUACGCCGAUAUGUCUUACAAGGUGCAGAGCGUGAGGGUAUCGAGUUGCCAGGGUAG